Phytophthora sojae is the source of this 1653-nucleotide messenger RNA. RefSeq lists its product as hypothetical. The transcript has 4 exons. The coding region runs from base 1 to 1653 and encodes 550 amino acids. The record is from RefSeq and is a predicted model, not a curated record. NCBI's taxonomy places the organism in Eukaryota, Oomycota, Peronosporomycetes, Peronosporales, Peronosporaceae.
AUGCCCUCGCCUCGGUUCGCUCCUCACGGUCGUCCACAGCACUCCAUGUUCACAACCAUCCUCGUAAGCGUCCAACCGAAGGGAAAUCCGCAGCCAAACGUCCCAACUGCCAGGUCGGAACGCAUCAGCAGAGGCCGCAACAACUCGCAGUCUCGCCCUCAUUUCAGCUUUUGCCGAGAAGAGAACAAGACUCCCAAGAAGCCCCAGCCACCACCUUCCGCCAUGGCCAAGUCGCGAGACGUCAACAGGGAGGCCGUCCUGCGACGGCUGCGCGCACGCCUCGAUCGCCGGUCCCGGGGCGCGGACGCUGAUGCCGAUGCCGAUGCCCAGCUCCGUGCCCAAGUGGACUUCUACGUACGCCUGCGCGCGGCGCUCUUCGUCAACAGUGGCUCCACGAACGUGGACGCCGUGGACGCCGUCGCCGUCGCCGUCUUGGCCGACGACACGCUCUUUCCCGUCGAGCUACUAGAGACCGUGACCCUGCUGCCGCUGACCGACGCGUUGCGGGUCGUUGCUGCUCCCGCUCACGACCUGUUCACCGUCCCUGGGGCUUCAGCACGCUCGACCACCAAGCGUCCGACCACUCGCAGUGCGUCCAAGUCGCCACCGGCCAAGAACCAGCGCAAGUCCAAGGACCAGGACCAGGACGACGAGGAGGACGACAACGAGGACGACGGCACGGAGGCCUACACGUUUUCCUUGCCCGACAAGUAUCCCGCCGCCAUCCGCCGCGACAUUAACAAGAUUGUCAAGCAGGCGGACGCGCAGGGCAAGACUCCGCCUCGCAUGGCGUACCCGUGGGUUGGCCAGCGUGCGUGGUACGACCCGCAGGAGCACCCCGCGCUUCACGUGGCGCAUUGGCGCUUCUGGAUGCACUGGCGCGACGUCUUCUUCGCCUGCGCGCUGUAUGCGCCCUCUGACGAGUGGACGGCCCGCCGCAAGAAGAAGUCGAAGCCGGCCAGGCGCGACUCGAGUUCGGCUUCUACGGGCAAGGCCGCCCGCCGGUCGACCGCAGCCAAGGCGAACGCGAAGUCCUCCUCGGACGCGACCGUGGUCACGGACCUCGCCACGCUGUACCGCCACGAGCGCGGACGUUACGACGCCAUCAUCGCGCGCGCACUUGACCCGUUCCGCGUGGAUGAGGACGGUUACCAGUCCAUCUCCGAGCUGCUCGAGCAGACGAAGGCGCUGGACCCGACCAAGCCUCCCCACCUCCGACUCAGCGACGAGGCCCUCGCGCGCGUCGUCAUCGACGUCACCGGCGGCGACCCGCCCAACCCGUCUUGGAAGGGCAAGCAACCGUUCCCGCCCCAGAAGGCGUACGACGAAGACAAGGAGCAGCGCGACAACUACUCCGACUUCGCGGACGACGAGGACAUGUUCACGGUGUUGCCCCCGACGUCGCAUUCGGACGAGGAAGAGGACGGCGAACCCGAGGAGCUCAGCGAGAAGCUGCCCGAAGCCGAAGUCGACCAGGACCAAGAAGACGACGAAGAAGGCGAGCAGGCCGACCAAGAAGACGAAGAGGAGCACAGCUCGGGCGUCAACGAGUCCACGGACGACGACAAGAAGAGCAGCGCGGGCGACGAGGCCGAUAACUCGGCGGUCAAGAAGAAGAGCACCGCCUCCUCGGCGACACCCAAGUCCAAGUAA